Anneissia japonica is the source of this 4882-nucleotide messenger RNA. RefSeq names its product ankyrin repeat domain-containing protein 50-like. NCBI's taxonomy places the organism in Eukaryota, Metazoa, Echinodermata, Crinoidea, Comatulida, Comatulidae. The record is from RefSeq and is a predicted model, not a curated record. The coding region runs from base 133 to 2649 and encodes 838 amino acids. The transcript is spliced from 2 exons. Gene Ontology annotation, biological process: signal transduction. Gene Ontology annotation, molecular function: protein binding.
UAUGAAAUAGGGUAUUCAUGAAAUAAUGCAGAACGAUUACCUAAUCGGGGAGUUCCGAGGUUGGCCUAGUCUAUUGUUCUUUUUUCUGAUUCCGUUAAUACAAUUUUCAAUUUCAUACUAAACCCUAAAGACAUGGAUGAGUCUACAUUUUUAUCAAGGGUUCGAGAAGGCACAGCAACUGUUGAAGACUUAAAUGAACUGAUUUCAAUAAAUGGAGAUGUAAAUGCCAUUGAUCCCUUUGGCAAUAGUGCUCUUUUGUACUUAGCUUCAAAUAGGAACAGUGAGAAUAGAAACAGUGAGUUAUUUACAUCAUUGGUAAGAGCAGGAGCAAAUGUAAACUUCAAGAACAAAGAUGGAUGGACUCCGCUAAUGAAAGCAGCUGCAAACAACAAUGUUGAAUACAUUAAGUGUCUUGCCUUAAACGGAGCUCACAUGAAUAUAACUACAUUUCAACAAGAAACAGCAGUGACAAUUGCAGCAGUAAGAGGCAACAAACCUGCCCUGGAGGCUUUGUUGCAGCAAGGUGCUUGCAAGUACCACGAGGCUAAGCAAUUCACUGUCAUCAAUUUACCAACAUUAGCUCUUGCAAUUUUCCAAGGGAGUAACUUGGAGUCAGCUGUAAAGGAUACAGCAGAAAGUCUUAAAGAAAUGAGUAAACAUGAAAUGUUUGUUCAGAGCUGUCUUGACUUUGGAUUUAGUGCUUUACAUUUGGCAGCAAUAUCAGGUGUUCUUAAUCUUGAUAAAUUGCUUGGAAAGGGUCUUGAAGUUGAUCCAUUAACAGAAGAAAGAAGAACCCCAUUGAUGUUGGCAGCACAGAGUGAUAAUCUACCAGCUGUGAAAUGGUUCAUUGGACAUGGAGCAAACAUCCAAUCAUCUGAUAAAUUUGGUGUGACCUCUUUACAUUUAGCAACUGCUAAUGGACACUCUAAAAUAGUAGAGUAUCUUCUUACAGAAGGUGCAGAUGCUGAUGCAUUAGAUAGUACUGGUUUGACUUCAUUAAUGUUUGCGACAUAUUUUGAUCAUAAAGAAAUCAUUAGAAUUCUAUUGAGUAGUGGAUCUGAUACAUCCAUAGGAUCCAAAGCAGGGAUUUCAGUCUUACAUAUUGCAGCAUUUCAGAACAAUAAAGAUGUUAUUGCACUCUUUGUAUCCAAAGGCCUUCCACUGGAUGUUGCAACUGAAGAUGGUCGCACAGCAUUGAUGUAUUGUAUUCCUAAAGACUGUAAGGAGGCUUUGGGGACUUUAAUUUCUGCUGGAGCAGAUAUAAAUGCUACUGACAUGAAUGGAUGGACAGCACUUCAUUACUCUUGCAUUAUUGGAAAUGUCAAUAUGGCGUUGAUUCUUUUAGAAAAAGGUGCCAAUGUUAAUAUAGUGGCUCAGAAGACGCCAACAAAAGACAUUUUGGAAGAUGAGUUGAAACUAAACUCUUCAACCCCAGAAGAAGUUAAUAAAAACUUUGUUGGUGUACAGUGGACACCUCUGACUUUAGCUUGUGUGCUUAGCAAGGUAGAGGUUGUAAAACUGCUUCUCAGAUAUGAUGCAGGUGCUGAUGGCAAGGUACAAAAUGCUUUGUUAAGUUGUAUAGGGGGUGCUGUACUUCAGAAAUUUGGCUAUAAUCAUGAUGUUGAUAAUGGCAACUAUGCAGACAUUGUGAGCUUACUGGUUGGACAUGGUGCUGAUGUUGAUUGUAAAACAGAUGAUGGAAGUUCAAUGUUAAUGAUUGCAGCUACCCAUGGAUUAGAAAGCAUUGUUGUCAGACUUUUGGAGUUAGAAGCUGAUGUUUUGUAUAGAAAAGAGAGUAAUUCCACUGCUUUGGGACUAGCUUCUCGGAAUGGUCAAGAGAGGGUGGCUAAAAUUCUGCAAGACUGGAUUGUGAAAGUGCGACCACAGAGUCACAGCCGCGACAACUUUGAUGAAGUUGAUGCAGCAUCCGUUGGUCCAGAACCAGCCAUAGAAGUAAUUGAUCAAUUACAGUUUGCCAUUCAGGAUAUAAAUCGAGCCAUGAGUCAUAUGCAGGUUGCCAUGCGAACUCAGGUGUCACCAGGUGGAGAUCCAGCAAUUGCCACUUACACCUCUGCUCUUGGUUACCAACUGAAGAACUUUGGAAGCUUCCUUACUGGUCAAGUAGAUGAGGUUGACCCACAAAUUGAAGAACUUGCUAAUAACCUCGGUCCAGAGUGGAAGCAGUUGGCAAUGUAUUUAGGAUUUAACAGCUCUCAAGUUAGUCAGUUUGAUUCAAUUCCAGAGAAUAUCUCAAAAAGAAUUACAGCAAUGUUGAUGAGAUGGCAGAAUACAGUUGCAGAUAAACAAGAACGUGAUAGAAAUCUUUCAGCAUCACUUAGGUAUAGUAAUCGCUAUGAUCUUGCUGAAAAAAUCACAAAAACCGAGGUGCCAAGACCAAGUGAAAACAUUCUAAUGAGACUCUCCAAAAAUCUCAGCAAAGAAUGGACAGAUGUUGCUGUACAUUUGCGGGUAACUAGGGAUAAUGUUGAGCAGAUACGGAUGCAGCAUCAACGAGUUGAGGAUCAAAUUUUUGAGAUGUUAUUGGUAUGGGCUCGUGGACCGAUGCCAGACCAUUGGGAGUCAGUGCUUAGAUCUGCAUUAAACAAAUUAGAGCGAAACGAUUUAAUUGUAAUUCUAUCCGAACGUUAACAUGGCGUAAUGUGGUUUUCUACUGUAUGGUAGAUGUUACAGUAAUUGAAACCCAUUCCUGUCAUCAUUUUUGGACAUAGUUCUAUAGAGUAUUGCCAUCAAGUACCAUUCAUUCACAACAAGAUGUUGAUGUUACACUGUAGUUCAAGCCCAUUCCUGACAUUGCAUAUUCCAAGUUUUGAUUUCAGUGUGAUUUGUUUUGCUAUUAAAUAGGCAUAGAUACAUAUUCCUUUGCAUUGCAGUAUUAGUUCAGUAGUGUCCUUUUAAUAUUGAAUAUUAUGUUAUUAUUUGUACUGCAUAGUGCGAUAUUCAAUAUGUGUGGAUUAUUGUAAUAGUAGUGCACAUUUUGUUUUAAACUGCAAUUAACAAGAAUGGCACAUUUAAAAAAUGUUCAGAAGAUAUACAAAGCUGAACUUUAUUAUCAUAAUAGCUUUAAACCGUCCUAUAGACAGGUGAUUAUGGACAGACCUUUUGGCAAAGAUGAAGACGUACCCAUCACUGACAAAUGCUGAAUGGACACACUGGGAUCUGAGUUGGUACGCUACCUUGUAUAAGUGCACAAGCAACUUAAUCUAUAUUUUCUUAAGGAAUUUUAUACAAUGUCAAUACUGCCCAAUAGUUAGCCAUCACACGACAACGCCCACUCCCUAAGUUUCAUUAUGAGACCUAGUUAUUUUAAGUGUAACUGGACCCUGUGGGGAGGGAGCAUAUCUACUGAACAGGAUACCCAGUAUAGGAAGAACAAGAGCGACCGCUCACCGGUCCGGAUGUUCUUUUACUCUUAAAUAUGAUACAGGUGCAAGUUAAUAUAUUGGAGGUUUUGGAAGAGCAAAUAAGUUCAAACAUUUUUAAUAAUUAGGAUGUUCAUUUGUACACAAAAAUAUUAUUUAGAAUGUUCAUUUGUACAAGAUUAAAAUAUCUUAAAAUCAAAAAAACUAAAAUUUCUUAAAAUUGGGGGAAAAUAAUUGAAUACCAAGACGCGAUUCAAACUCACAACCUUAAGUUCUUUAGAAGAUAUUCUUAACCAACUGCCCCAUCCAUGGGAUGUGCCCUAUUUGUGGCAAUGGCAGUAAUGUACAGUCUUUCCUGAAACCCCUAUUUUGUUUUGUAGGUGUUGGGGGAACCCUGGGGCCCAACUUAAAGGGCGAUGAACGUUUGUUGGAAAUCACCUCUAGUUUAUGUGUAAAAAAUUUCAUGUACGUCCAUUCUAAACAACGCUGGGCGCUUUUGAAGUUUUUUGGUAACAAGAACAAGCACAGGAACAGGAACAGGGCUCUGGACCUGAAUUUAUCUAUCUGAACUUAGCAAAUGUCUUUAAGUCAAAUAAGUUAAGAUGCCCCUAAGCAAAUAUCUUAAGCUGAUUUAUUAAACUGAUUUAUUAAACCAUCUUAGUACAAUUUUAGCUUAAAAAUCGUCAUCGAUGGUGCAUGCGUACAAUCGUCUUUUUAAUUUUAAGCAAUCUUUAAGCUUAGUAAUAUUGAUAAAUCUGAUUUAAGCAAAAAAAUUGACUUAAGAUGAAUUUUAGCUAAUUUGUAGUUUGAUAAAUCCAGCCCCUGGGGUCAGCUCCUUGCACGGACCCAAACAAAUGAAAUAAAUAAAACCCAGACUAUAUACAAAAUCAACAACUCUUCACAUGGCCACACCACACGUAACAUGAGAACAUGAAUGCGUGCAGACGGGGGAAUGGGCUAGGCCAGGCUAGGCUAGACCAGGCCAGGCCAGGCUAGGGAACACAGUGAUGCUAAUUUGCCUUAAAAUGCAACAUGGAAUCCAAAAAUUGUGUUCUAAAGUCUCUUUGAUUGAUGGGUAAGAUUGUAGGAAGCUCAUCUUCGUAGGAAAUAAUUAUAAUCUGUAUUAUUUAUUGCUAUUAAUGGUUUUUAUUUUGUGAUGUCCAAAUACUGACUAGUACUUUGAUACUUAUAUUGAAAUAGUACUUAUAAAAUUAAAUUCAGUUGACAUUAUUAAGUAUUAAGCAACAGAGAUUAAGUGAUAUAUUACAAUGUGAAUAUAUAUUCUGAUAAUAUGUAUGUGAUUAAUGCUCAAGUAGUUUUACUGAAAGUCGCAUUAAAAGUUAACUAAUAAGACAUAACUACUGUAUACCAAAAAGGCGAUGAAUGAUGUGACCAUUCAAAGACACUUUUGAGAGACACUUCACACACAUCAAUUCUGUAUAUAAUUUUUGUGCAAAAGUAUGAGUUCAUUGAUCCAAUUAAAAAAGUGCAUUAGAAUUCCA